GUGUAUUUGGCAAAAUUACAUUGCUAAAGCUUGUUCCAGUGGGUUAAUGUUAAAGAAAAAGAAAUAAUACGAAUUAUAAUACAAAUACAUAUACAUAUACUACUAAUAGAAGUAAGAAAAAAAAAGUAAAGAAAAAGAAGAAGAGGAGGAGAAGUAAACGGGAAAUAUUUAUUUUAUUUUAUUUUAUUAAUGAUUUUAUUGCAGUUAAUAAGGGCGAAAAUUUACUACAACUACCAAAACAAACAAACAAAUAAAUAAAUAAUGUUACUACUACUAGUACUACUAAUACAUAGAUAAGAAAUAAUCUCUAUAUUAGACUUCUACACGGAAUCCUAUCAGUUUUGUUUAAUGACGAAUUCUUUUAGUUUCAUACAUUAAUCAUACAUGACUCCGAAUCAACCGAUUCGAUGUCUUUAAUGUUUAUUUUAUGCUAUGGUUGCUGUGGUUCAGAAUCCCCGCCCCUUUACCGAAUGUGGUUAUGAUUGGACAGUCCUAUUCCGAGUGACCAAUCAAAAUGCACGGAAUAUUUCACCGUCAAGUUAAAUGGAACAGGACAAACGCUCACGAGCAUCGAUAAUCGCGAGCAAACUUUUCUCCUUUUUUUUUUUUUUUGUGAUAACGCGCGAGCUCGAGACAUCGGACCCACAUCGGAGUCUCAUCUGCGUUCGUUGGUUUUGAACAUUAAAAUUGACCUUCACAUAAAUAACUUUAGUUCACAAUCGUGUAAGGAAAUUGCUAUAAGAGCUCAUUUCAUCCCGACGGGUAACUUAAUUUGCUGUUGUUAGCCAUGGAGGUAAGAAGAAAACGUCAUCGUUAGAGCUAAUUAUGCUAGAUAGCUCGUUUUAGCUUAGCUUAGCUUACUUCUGCUACCUUGCCUAAGUUCUGUCAGCUGAAGGUAAAUAAUGCCACGAAAAGUAAACUCAGUGUAGAUGCAGACGGAGCAAAGAUGCCAUUUGAUCUGUUUCAUAGUGGAGGAUCGGAUGCAAGCUGCUCGACGUAUAAGUUUCAGAAUGAUUAUAGUGAAGAAAGUGGAAGACUGUCUGAGACUUUUACCCCAGAGUUCUCCUUCUAUGAGCAACCGCCUCUACCUUACCAUUCCUGGGCAGUGCAGGAAGAACCGUAUCAACCGAUGGAUUGUGCUCAAAGCACCCCCAAAAACAGGAAUCUUAAAGACGGCAUUGACUGUGGGAGCGAGGCCGAUCUCUAUGGAUUAGUGUCCACCAUCUUGGAAGAGGUUGAUCCAAUGGACUCGUACUUCUCUCAAGAUAGAAUAUCAACUGGUCUUACAACUGGGUGGUCCCCAAUGUCCCAGAAGGAGGACGGCUUGCAGUCUGUUAAUUCUGAGGCGAAGGUGCAGUCUAGUUCUGGAAUUCAGUACAAUCCCGAGCCCGGCAUCAAACUCCACACUCGUCUAGUGGAAAGAGAGACUGAUCAAAGUGCUGACAUGUUACCGUGUUUCAGUGGCAUUGAGGCUGCUGACUCAUCCUGGCACUUUUCCACUUGCAAUGGAGAAUCUAAUUCUGAAUCCUACACCCCAGCUUUCCUAAAUUUACCCAGACCACCUCCUGGUCUUGAUAUCUCACAUGCCGUGAGGUCCCACUUCUUCAAGACCAAACCAGGUAAAUCAGAGCACAGCGUGUCUGUCAAAGACAGCAGCUUUCGCAGCGCCGAUGAUGAAAUCUCUGACAGCCUGGAUGCCCAUUGCUGCCUUCCAACCGAAAUGAAUGACUCCUACUUCAGCCCAUAUCAAAAUUUCGCUGGCUUUGAUGGACUCAAAAUUGAAAAGAACAGAAUGUUCUCUAUGCAGGAUGCCAGCAAGCUGGCCAACAACCUGGAGGCUCUUUUUAUGGUGGAGCAGGAGGGCAGGUAUAAUAGAGAAUCACCCGAGUGCAAUGCCAUGAAAGUUCAGGAUGGAAACAUUGUUGAUUUGAAGGGUCUACCUCUCCAAAGGAUGUCAGCAUUUGAAGCUCAUAUUGCAAGUCUUAAGAGAGAAAUCACAAGGGAGCAAAGAGAUAGUUGGGUUGGGAAUAUAACGACUAAGGAGUUUGCUGAUUUUGGUCAGCAGUCAGCAGACUAUUUUGAACCUCCGAAAUCCUUCUCUCCCUCUUUCAACUUUUCAACUCACCAAAGCAAAGAAGCCAACCAGAGAGAAGUAAGAAAUCUCCAAACCAGCCUCCGUCAAUACCAGCAUGGGCAAUCAAACCAGUACCGAUGUAACACCAAAUCUCCACCCAAAACAAGCGCCGAUCCACAAGGGACAUCUAAAUUCAUGUCUCAGUCUGUGGCCGAGUUUGUUCCUGUCCGGUCUCCGCAACAGAUGCAGAGGAGCGUACCUAGAAUACUCAGUGAUUUUGGGCAGCGCGAUGGGAGAAUGGGUCGCACGGGCCUGGGUUUGGGUCUGGAGGGCCUGGCGAAGUUAGGUGGCAUUGUAGACAGAGGAGAAUUUGACCUACAGUCAGAGAUGGGCAGAUCGGCCACAGGCUUUAUAGCUGAUUCGCAGCCCUCUCCGUGUUUUGGAGUAAAGUCCCCAGCUGGCUUCCCCAAAGAGGCAGACAAGAAAAAAGCUCUGCUGCAGAACCCAUAUCGGAUUCUAGGCAGUAUGUAUGCAGGUCAGGCCAGACAAAAUGGAGCCAAACCUGCACCAUCCCAGAUGUUUCCUUUCUUGUACCAGAUGGGAGUUUCUGGACAGAACCCAUGCCACGUGUUCCCUUCCCGAUCCCCUCUGACCUACGGUGGCUCUGCGCCUGUAGUGGAUCUGAAUGAAUUACGGCCAGAUGCUGAAAUCCCCGCCCUAAACCCUUACCUGCAGGAGAUGAUGGGGCCAAGCCGAGCUGGACGAGACGGACCCUUUCCUGGGUUAAUCUCCAACCUGAGGCCAUCCAACCAAAGCAACAGUCACGGUGGCCCUAUAAACCAGCUACACUAUUAUCUGGAAGAGUGCUAUGAACAGUGGAGAGUUUUGGAGAAAGAGAGAAAGAAGGCAGAAGCUAUCUUGCUAAAGAGCUUCCCAGGCAAGUGUAUAUCUGUGACGAACGGUAACUCUGUGCCCAAGCUGCCUCUCAACCCUACCAGAGUGGACAAGCUUAUAGUGGACCAGUUUCGAGAACAAGCCAAGGUGGUGAGCUUGUUGGGGACGAUAGAGCGCUUGCGGAGUUUUCCUCUCCACGCUAAUAUCGGUUCGACUCUGGACAGGCACCUAGAAGCCAUAUACGUCACGCAGGCUCGCCGCAAGGACGAGUUCCUCAACAGCAGUAGACAGAGACAGGGCGUGGCCAAACUCAGAGACGACAGAGAUAUCCUGCUUUUGGCCUCUGCACUGAAGGACCUGAGCAGGAGCACCAGGACGUCUUGCACUGCUCUGUGGUGCGCUCUGCAGAUGACUCUGCCCGAAAAAGGCACCAGCGCCAAGGACGGAGAAGAGGGGAACAUUUCUUCAGUUUUAGCGCAUGACAGUUCUGACCAGGUUGCUCCUGAAAUAGCGCUGUGACUGUUUGCGAGGCAGUCAUUUCUCUGUGUGUGUGUGUGUACUAUCCUGAAGGGAAUUCUCAGUGAGGCGCACGGUGGAGUGAGUGAAUGUUGUUGUGUAAGUUAUUAGACUGCAGUGAGUACAGUAGGCUCAGUUCGGAGCAAUAGAUGGAAUCCUCAGUUCUGUAACAUUUAUCAGUCUUAUUAAUAAUAAUCCCAAAUGAUAUAUAUAUACUGUCCUAUGAAUACGGUCAACUUUUCCAAAGGAUAGUAUUGCAGAGAGAUCAUCGCCGAGCCGUUUAGGCGGUGGAUUUCGAAACGCCGCAUAUCUCUUGUGGACAGUAACGUUUAAAAGGACAGAGAGAAAGAGAAAGGGAAAAGAUGGAUCAGAAGAGCUGGAGUGAGAAGCGGAAGAGUUAGUGUGGGACAAAACCCAAAAAACAGAAAAGAACAGGGACAUUUUGGGGGGGGGGGCGUGGCGUUGUAAGCGAUCAUUGGAAAAGAAUGUAAAGGUCAGGGAGUUUGAAAAAUAACGAGAUCGUCACCCUCUUGACCUGAGAUUUUAGUAGCGGUUACUCCCACUGGAAACGAAACGCAAACCCAAGAUUGGUUUCGCUUUGACGCUUUGAUUAGCGUGCUUUAAAGAAAUCCUGGGAGUAACCCGUACAUUCCGGCUAUAUUUAUAACUUCACCGUCCUUGUAUUUUACCUAUUUAUUGCAACAUGGUUACUUUGUAGCGUAAGGUUUUAAACAAUCAUAAUUGUAACAUAUUCUCUCGUUGAGAUUCUUUCUGUUAAUUGUUUUAAAAGUUUAUUUAUUUUCAAUAAGCAGUGUUCUAACGAGAUAAGUACAGAACAUCUCAAGCAUCUUUCAGUAUUAUCAAUCUUGUUGAAUCAGAUUUCUGUUUAUUUGAAGUUAAAAAAAGAGACCGAACCCCUCCGAAGACCUGGGUGGGAAGAACGAUGACCUCUGUGUGAACG
This is a messenger RNA of Ictalurus furcatus (blue catfish), 4445 nucleotides long. It is a transcript of the gene meioc, whose product is annotated as minamoto. Gene Ontology annotation, cellular component: nucleus; cytoplasm. The transcript is spliced from 8 exons. Bases 947 to 3487 code for a protein of 846 amino acids. Gene Ontology annotation, biological process: male meiosis I; meiotic cell cycle; female meiosis I. Lineage: Eukaryota; Metazoa; Chordata; Actinopteri; Siluriformes; Ictaluridae. The record is from RefSeq and is a predicted model, not a curated record.